GAUUAUUUUGUUGCAUUUCUUUUGUUUUCACUGCAAAAAGAAAAAAUAAUAUAACAAUUAAUGCGUAUAUAUGCAAACAAAAAUGAAAACACAAUAACUGAGUCAUUAGAUUCCGAAUUAUACAAUUGAACUAAAUUGAAACUACACCGAAACCCGACAAGGAAACCGGCUGCAGGAAUACCGACAGGGUGUUAGAAACAGAAUGGUCAGCUUGAAUCCCAACAGAUCCAAUAUGAAUACCAGUGCACAAUACAUGGAUGAUGUGUUGGGCGAAUCCUCUACUGUCUCCAAUAGUAUGGGCAGCGACGUCGAACCCAUAUUGUCUUCGGGAGGAAAUGGCAAUUUCAAAAAAUUAAAUACGGCAGCCGCUUACAGUGUCCACUUGUUUAUAUCUGUAAUAAUUUCAUUUGUGGGUAUAUUGUUGGCUGCAUUAUGGCCAGAAGAAAAACGAGGUGAAGCAUAUUUCAUAAUGACCUGUUUACGAGUGGCAUUUUGGCUCAUAACAUUUUUGUUUGAUCAUUUGAUACGAAGAAGACACAAUGAACUAAGAAUGAACGGAUAUCACGAUUUCCAUCGCAGUAUAAUCAUGCAUAAUGGUGUUUCUUUAAACAUUGUAUCGGCCUGGAAUACGGUGUUGUUGAUGGUGCAGGCACUAUUACACCAUUAUUAUGGAACACAACUAUGGGACAGUUGGUUUACACCUAUAACGUGUAUAGCAAUGUUUCAAAUAUCCGAAACACUAGUACUGGUAACGACACACAGCACUUAUAUUGUUAAAGUUUAUAAAUUUAAUAAAAACUCGAGUUGCCCAGAUGCUUUGGCAGGCACAAAUAUUGUUGCUGGUUCGUUGGGUCUUAUGCAACCAGGCGGCAAUGUAGCCGAACUUUUAGAAAAACAGGCGGAUCUUAUUUCUUACCUUAAGGAUCACAAUAAAACGUUGAAUCAGAAAUUGCAUCACAUGCAGUUAUUAACUGCACGUGCUACACAUUGAAUAUAGUAAAACACCAGACGAAUAAAAUACGAACUAAAUUAUAGUUUUAUUUUUGUUACCACAUUUAUUAACCAUAUUGAUUAUAAUUAAUGUAUUUUUUUAAUUAAUGAUUUAUUUCAUUAUUAUUAUUAUCAUUAUUAUUAUUAUUAUUAUUAUUAUUACUUUUAAUGAUGCAACAUUUUGUAUGUACGGUAUGGAUAAUGGUAUACUAAAUGUUAUUCCAAUUAAAAAUAAAAAAAGAAAAUAUAACUAAAUUUAUCUUUUUAUAAAUUCAUAUUUGUAUAUAUGUAUUAUAUAUAUGUAUGUAUGUAUAUUGAAGCAAUAGAGCAUUAAAUAUUAAUAAAAUAUUAAAAUAAAAUUAAUUAAAUAUUAAA
This is a messenger RNA of Calliphora vicina (urban bluebottle blowfly), 1365 nucleotides long. RefSeq names its product transmembrane protein 192. NCBI's taxonomy places the organism in Eukaryota, Metazoa, Arthropoda, Insecta, Diptera, Calliphoridae. Gene Ontology annotation, cellular component: late endosome; lysosomal membrane. The transcript has 6 exons. The record is from RefSeq and is a predicted model, not a curated record. The coding region runs from base 203 to 991 and encodes 262 amino acids.